This is a messenger RNA of Neltuma alba, 1225 nucleotides long. Its product is annotated as RING-H2 finger protein ATL72. The transcript has a single exon. Gene Ontology annotation, molecular function: transferase activity. Gene Ontology annotation, biological process: protein ubiquitination. The record is from RefSeq and is a predicted model, not a curated record. Bases 388 to 894 code for a protein of 168 amino acids. Lineage: Eukaryota; Viridiplantae; Streptophyta; Magnoliopsida; Fabales; Fabaceae.
CUCCCUCUCUUUCUCUCUCUUGUUCAAUCUCCUGAAGAGUUGUCAGAGUCCUGUACAUCAGAAUUUUCAGGGCCUUCGAGGGUUUAGAUUGGAAUGGAGUGCAGAGUCUAAGACGCUAUUCGGCGCCACUUGUCCUUUGUGAUGGAAAAUAUGUUUCUUUGAAAUUGAAAGCCUCUUCUGCCUGGUGUUUAUGUUUCAUUAAAGUAGAAACAAAAUCAUUUUUCCUGCAUCAGAAGAAAAGAUAAAUCAACAACCAGCUACUGCUACACAAGCGUGGGAUGAUUUGUAAGGCUAUUUGCUCAGAUAACUCAGCUGACAUCAAAAGGGUACGAGAAUUUUGAGCUUUGUGAUCGGAAUCAUUGGAGAACGCAAGAAGAGAUCGGAUAAAUGGCUCGCCUACUGCUAAGCAUGGAUUCAACCUCAUCCCCUCCAGGUAACGGCAACAGAACAGGGGGUUUUAACACAAGUGAUGCCAAUUUUGACACAAACAUGGUGAUUAUACUAGCGGCCUUGCUCUGUGCAUUAAUAUGUGCUUUAGGGCUAAACUCAAUUGUAAGAUGUGCUUUGAGAUGCAGCAGCAGGUUUGCUUUUGAGACAUCAGAUGAAGCUGCAGCUCGUGUAGCGGCAAAAGGGUUGAAGAAGAGUGUUUUGCGUCAGAUCCCUAUAGUUGUAUACGGUUCAUCAGGUUCUACUGAUAUUGGAGCCACUGAGUGUCCAAUUUGCCUAGGAGAGUUUGUGGAUGGAGAGAAAGUGAGGGUUCUUCCAAAGUGCAACCAUGGAUUCCACGUGAGGUGCAUAGACACAUGGCUUCUCUCACAUUCUUCUUGCCCUACUUGCAGGCAGUCUUUGCUUGACCAGCAUAAUGCAAGCACUUCUGGUUCUGGCAAUGUAUAGUUGUAGCUGUGGAUGAGGUUUGCAAUUCUUAACCCUCCACCGUCAACUCAUCAAGAUCUGUACCACAGAAAAAGAAAAGUUGGAAAUAGAGAUUAGGUUGUUUAUAGCUUUCUAUCUUGGGAUUUUCUUUUCCUUCCUUUCUUUUUCUUUUUGGGGAUUUGCGGUGCUGUUAUUGUGAUUUGUAUGGAGAUAUCAGCCAGGUGAACAUCAGUAUUGCAGAUUAAAAUUUCCUGAUAAUGGUUUCUGAGUGGCCUUUUCACAUUCAGUGCUUGUAAAUGUUCUCUGUCCUAAAGCAAAUGGUACUGAAUCUUGAAUGUUUGUUUCUUGCAAA